This is a messenger RNA of Aricia agestis (brown argus), 2435 nucleotides long. It is a transcript of the gene mbt, whose product is annotated as serine/threonine-protein kinase PAK mbt. The transcript is spliced from 9 exons. Gene Ontology annotation, biological process: protein phosphorylation; intracellular signal transduction; regulation of MAPK cascade. Gene Ontology annotation, molecular function: protein serine/threonine kinase activity; ATP binding. Lineage: Eukaryota; Metazoa; Arthropoda; Insecta; Lepidoptera; Lycaenidae. Gene Ontology annotation, cellular component: cytoplasm. The record is from RefSeq and is a predicted model, not a curated record. The coding region runs from base 278 to 1957 and encodes 559 amino acids.
GUGGAUCAUUGUGGAUUGUAGAAAGGAAUUUCUUAAACAUCAGUGCGAUUUCAGAUUUUUGCGCAAUUAUUUUAACAGUUUUCAGCAAUAUUUGCAUGUAACUUUGUAAAUACAGCAAUUAGGGGCUACUAAUAACAAAUGUCAACUUGUAAUUGACGAACAACGUUAUCACAAGCUUAGGGCAUGGUUACAUGUUUAUACAUUUAAAGGUGCAAAAUUUAAUUAAAAAGGCCUCUUUCGAGGAAUGCUAAGCUAUUUAUAGAUUUAAAACAGCAUUAUGUUUUCAAAGAAAAAGAAGAAGGUACUUAUUUCUCCACCAAGCAAUUUUGAACAUAGGGUGCAUACUGGUUUCGAUAAAAGGGAAGGAAAGUUUGUUGGACUGCCACUACAAUGGGCUUCUCUUGUGGGAAAUAAUCAGAUUUUGAAAUCGACAAACAGACCUCUACCGUUGGUCGACCCAUCUGAAAUAACACCUACAGAGAUCCUCGACUUGAAGACCAUUGUGCGUGGGGAUCACAGAACAACAUCAGUCGCUUCAAUUUCAAGACCAGUGUCUGCCAACCCGUCCACUCAACCUGUACAAAAUGGUGUUAUUCUGCCGAAAACAUCAAAUGUGGCACGAUCAAACUCUCUGCGUAGCACUAGCCCGCCUAGAAUCAGAAGGGACUUAAGAAAUCAACCAAACAUUCCCCCAUCUGUGCCUGAAGAGUCACCACCAGUACCGCCGGCUCCUACUCAAUAUCCGAGCUUGAGGAGGGAGCAGAGUAACUAUGCGUUGAACAAACCAAUAUCAGACUCUCCUAUCGAAUGGUCUCAUAGUCAUCAUGAGCCUGCAGUGCGACCGGUUUCCGAGCCUAUUGACAAUCAACCACCAAUUCCUUAUCCGAGUGUGCAGAAUGCAAAUGUACCGUAUCCACAUAGCCAUCCCCCUCAAAUGAUGCCAGGACACGGCAUUAAUGGAAACAAUAAUAUGGGUGAUCCAUACCCGUCUGUCCGCCAUCAACACUUGGUCCCAGGGGCUCCAGCAGCUGCCCACCUGCCCCUCUCUGCCUCCAAGCACGAGCUGCGCCUUACACAUGAACAGUUCCGUGCGGCGCUCCGACUGGUGGUAAGCGAAGGGGACCCACGUUCAACUCUGACUGGCUUCACCAAGAUCGGGAAAGGCAGCACGGGCAUCGUUUGCGCCGCCACUGACACUCGCACCAGACGUCGAGUCGCCGUGAAGAUGAUGAACCUGCUCAACCAACAGCGCAGGGAGCUGCUGUUUAAUGAAGUGGUGAUAAUGCGCGACUACCCCCACCCGAACAUAGUGGAGAUGCACGCGUCGUACCUGGUGGGGGAGGAGCUGUGGGUGGUGAUGGAGUACAUGGCGGGCGCGUCGCUCACGCAGAUCGUCACCAGGACGCGCAUGGACCCCGAGCAGAUCGCCACCGUGUGCAAGCAGUGCCUGAAGGCUUUGGCGUUCCUCCACGGUCAAGGAGUGAUUCACCGCGACAUAAAAUCCGACUCCAUCCUGCUCACAGCCGACGGCAGAGUCAAGCUGUCUGACUUCGGAUUCUGUGCUCAAGUCUCUCAGGAGCUUCCCAAACGCAAAUCGCUGGUUGGUACACCAUAUUGGAUGUCUCCGGAGGUGAUAUCCAGACUGCCGUACGGACCGGAAGUGGAUGUGUGGUCUCUCGGCAUCAUGCUGAUCGAAAUGGUCGAUGGAGAACCGCCAUUUUUCAAUGAACCACCUCUGCAGGCGAUGCGUCGUAUCCGCGACAUGCCGCCGCCGAGGCCGCGGCGCGCGGGCGCCUGUCCCCCCGAACUACUCUCGUUCUUGGAGUGCGCGCUCGUGCGCGAUCCUGCGCAACGUCACACCGCCUCGCGUCUGCUCCACCACUCGUUCCUGCGCCGCGCCGGCCCGCCAGCGCUGCUCGUGCCCCUCAUGACGCCGGACGAUCAACCGCCUAAUUAGUGCGUCGCCGUGCGCGGCCGUGCGCUAUGCUCGACAAUCAAUGACCAUGAUAUCAGACUAAAAGGAGAUAAAGUGCGCUGCGGUGCGUCGUCGCGCGCGAUCCCGCACGGAAUUACUUGGCAGGAAAAAAUGCCCGACACAUUGUUGUGACAUUUUUUCAUGAUUCAAACAAUCAAUAAUCAUGACAUCAGCCUAUGAGUGCUUAACUAAAGUCAAUUUAUAUCGCUUUGAUCCAUCUGUCACCUGGGGCAUAUUUGUUUCGUGAGUUCAUAGCAGUUCAAAGCUGCCGUUGCAUGAAUAUGCGAUUGAAAAAAAAUCGGCGUUGUCUCUUUGCCAGUUUAGUGGAAACGGACAAACUGCCGCACUCAGAGACGAAUAUUAAUUACUUUACAGUAAAUUGCAAUUAAUACCUCAAUCGUGGGAAUCAUAGACAAAAGAUUUUCAAUUAUUAUGCUGCACCCAGAUGUCGCUUGGGAGU